Messenger RNA from Aspergillus aculeatus ATCC 16872, 1209 nucleotides. RefSeq names its product RNA-binding protein. The record is from RefSeq and is a predicted model, not a curated record. Gene Ontology annotation, molecular function: mRNA binding. Bases 1 to 1209 code for a protein of 402 amino acids. Gene Ontology annotation, biological process: mRNA splice site recognition. Gene Ontology annotation, cellular component: cytosol. NCBI's taxonomy places the organism in Eukaryota, Fungi, Ascomycota, Eurotiomycetes, Eurotiales, Aspergillaceae. The transcript is spliced from 4 exons.
AUGUCUUUCCAGAACUUUGAAUCUUUCCAAAACCAGCACCCUGCUGCUGAUGCUGCUGCUGCCGCUCCCGGUGCUCCCGCUACCGCGGACACCACCAUGACCGGCCAGGCUGAUCCUAGCACUGCUGCUUUCCAGGGACCUGCUCCCGGUGAGCCCAAUGCCGCUCCUGUUCCCCAGCAGGCUAAUGAGGGCAAGACUACCCUCUGGAUGGGCGAACUUGAGCCCUGGAUCGAUGAGAACUUCGUUCGCAACUUGUGGUUCCAGAUGGGUGAGCAGGUCAACGUUAAGAUGAUCCGUGACAAGUUCUCUGGGAGCAACGCUGGAUACUGCUUCGUCGAUUUCGCCUCCCCCGCUGCUGCUGCCAAGGCUCUGUCCCUCAACGGCACCCCCAUGCCCAACACCAACCGCCUGUUCAAGCUUAACUGGGCCACCGGUGGUGGUCUCGCUGAUCGCAGCCGUGAUGACCGUGGUCCCGAAUACUCUAUUUUCGUCGGUGACCUUGGCCCCGAGGUCAACGAAUACGUGCUCGUCUCCCUCUUCCAGAGCCGCUUCCCGUCUUGCAAGUCGGCUAAGAUUAUGACCGAUCCCAUCAGCGGCAUGUCCCGCGGUUAUGGCUUCGUCCGCUUCUCCGACGAGAACGACCAGCAGCGUGCCCUGAGCGAGAUGCAGGGUGUUUACUGUGGUAACCGCCCCAUGCGCAUCUCCACCGCUACUCCCAAGAACAAGGGACCCGGCGUUGUUCCUGGUGCCAUGGGUAUGCCCGCCGGGCCGGGCAUGUACCCUCCCAUGGGUGCUCCCCCUAUGGGCUUCUACGGCGCUCCCCAGCCCAUGAACCAGUUCACCGACCCUAACAACACCACUGUUUUCGUCGGUGGUCUGUCUGGCUAUGUCACUGAGGAUGAGCUCCGCUCCUUCUUCCAGGGCUUCGGCGAGAUUACCUACGUCAAGAUCCCCCCUGGAAAGGGUUGCGGCUUUGUCCAGUUCGUUCAGCGUCACGCCGCUGAGAUGGCCAUCAACCAGAUGCAGGGUUACCCCAUUGGUAACUCCCGUGUUCGCUUGAGCUGGGGUCGCUCCCAGAACAACUCUGGCCCUGCUGGCAGCCCCUACCGUCCUGCUCCCCCUCCGCCUCCCAUGUACCCUUCGAUGGGCAUGCCCCCCGCACACCAGUACGGCGGCUUUGCUCCUAUGAAGGUUAGUUCCCCCCAGUGA